This is a messenger RNA of Ascochyta rabiei, 648 nucleotides long. RefSeq lists its product as uncharacterized. Gene Ontology annotation, cellular component: cytoplasm. Lineage: Eukaryota; Fungi; Ascomycota; Dothideomycetes; Pleosporales; Didymellaceae. The coding region runs from base 1 to 648 and encodes 215 amino acids. The record is from RefSeq and is a predicted model, not a curated record. The transcript has a single exon. Gene Ontology annotation, molecular function: phosphatase activity.
AUGGAGCCUCUGGUACACAUCGUACGGCACGGGCAGUCUCUCCACAACGUCGAGCGUGGCUACCCUCACCGCGACCCUCCCUUGACAAGCUCCGGGCAAGAAGCCACGAGGCUCAUCGAGAUCCCCGCAGCACCUGACCUGAUCAUCAUCUCGCCCAUGACCCGCACGAUCCAGACUGCGAUGAACAUGUUCCCUGCCGUCUUCAGCACGACUCCGCUCCCAGUGGACGUGCAGAUCUGGCCCGACCUGCGCGAAACCUACGAGGCCGAGUGCAACAAAGGCCUGUCUCGAGAAGCCAUCUCUGCCAAGUUCCCGCAGCUCGAUUUCGCAGACUGUGCGAGCGAGUGGGAGUAUCCGCCUCACACCAUGGCAGGUGCGACUGCGCGUGCGGAGAGCGUUCGCAGGCGGCUGAAGGAGCUGUCGAAGGAGCAUCGCAAUAUCGUGCUCGUUACGCAUCGAGGGUUCAUCGAGUUUCUCGUCCAGGGGAGUCGCUUUGAUGUCUGCGAGACGCGAGCUUAUCGAUUGGGUACAGAAGAGGAGAGUGCGCGUGUAGAGCAUUCAGCCAUAGUGGAGCCCUUUGACUAUGGACCAACGGUGCUGAUACCCGCCGAUGUGCCACAAGCUGGAGAAGAUUCGAGUGCUCUCUGA